CUCAAACCACUCCGACUCCAGUGACGUACUGGGGAUGGGCGUCUCAGGCGGUUCAACCGCUGCUUACUUUCACUGCCACACUCCAGAGUAUUACGACUCCUCCAACACCAUUGUUCAGUUCCAUCUUGUACACAUUCCCUCUGCGCUUCUUCCUUCUUCCGUAGACCAUCUCUGGCUGGCACUUCACUGUCUGUUUGCAUCUUGUUUCACGUCUGUGCUUGAAACCUCCGGAUCCAAACAUUUCGCCAACGGCGAAGCGUACAAUCACCACAUAUCACUCCAUGAUUCCGUCGAGGUGACCGCGAAUUACCCAAGCCAUCUUCGUACGAUUUCCAGCAGCAUCUGCUGCGUACUUAUUCCAGCCGCACCCGCAAUCCUCGAACCGACCAUGCCAGCGGGCUACGAAUCAGCAGCGAAGGCGCUCGCAAUUUCCCCAAUAUCAUCCCCCUCACCAGACCAACAAUCUACCAGACCUCCAUGGUCUCGCAGAAUCUCUGGCACAAACCGCUAUUCCACACAAACCUCCCGACAAACCUACAUAUCCCAAUUUCUAAACUCCGCCACGAAAGUGCAACGGAAAAUCAUCAAGACCUUCCAAGGCCUUACACUCUUCCAGCGAAUUCUAGUUGUCGCCGCGGCCAUCAUCGUCAAUGUCUUCUUGAUCCUCUUCCUCAUCUACAACGAAAAGAUCUUCUCACUUCUCGCGGAGCCGGCGAAGAGAUGGCACGAUGUCAAGGGAGGGUGGACAAUCCUUUGGCUCAUGACCUUCAUCUGCGCCUUCCCGCCAUUAAUAGGCUACAGCACAACUGUCAGCAUUGCCGGCUUUGUCUACGGCUUCCCCAAUGGCUGGUUCAUCGUCGCAUCUGCAACAGUAGCAGGCUCGUUAGCCUCAUUCAUCGCCUCCAGGACGGUACUUUCGAACUACGUACACAGGCUCGUUGGCAAGGACAAGCGGUUCGAGGCUCUGGCCCUCACCUUGAAGCACGAUGGCCUCAAGAUCUUGUGCAUGAUUAGGGUGUGUCCAUUGCCAUAUAGCAUCUCAAACGCCGCUAUGUCGACGUUCCCAACUGUACACCCACUUUCCUUCGCGCUGGCUACAGCAAUUGCCAGCCCCAAACUUUUGAUUCACGUAUUCAUUGGGAGUCGACUUGCUCAAAUUGCUGAGAGCGGGGGGAAGAUGGACGGAUCAACCAAGGCAAUAAAUUAUGCCUCGAUAAUAAUUGGGGCAAUCUUGGGAGUUGGAGUUGGGUACUGGAUCUAUUCCAAGACCAUAGCGAGGGCCCGAGAACUCGAGGAAGAGGAGUUGGAGAAUGGGCUGCAGGAUGGCGGUCUAGUAGUUGGUGGAAGGGAAAGGACUUAUAUGGAUGUGGAUGGAACGGAGGAGGAUGCUGCUGCGUUAAUGGAUCCUGACGAUAUCAGUUUGUGGGAUCAUGAAGAAAUAGAGAGCGGAGAGGCGGGGUAUAGGGAUGAGUUUACGGAUGAAGAAGAUGUGUUUGCUAGUGGGGACGUAGAUGAUGAUGCGGUGGGGAAGAUUAAACGGUAGAAAUGUGUAGAUCUGUGACUAUCUUUGGGUUAUACGGGCUGCAUUGGCGUUCUGAUGGACAUUUGAUAGAGCAUAGAUCUCUGGGUGAAGACUAUAAAGAAGUUUCAAACCUCAUCUGCAUCCUUCUCAUAAAUCCAAUGCGCGAAACGACGGAAUAUUGGUGGGAAGGAGUUUGAAUGUACCAGUACCUCCUGAAAAGUUCACAAGGGGUAGUGAACUGACUACCCCAGUACCUGG
Messenger RNA from Hyaloscypha bicolor E, 1780 nucleotides. RefSeq lists its product as uncharacterized. The record is from RefSeq and is a predicted model, not a curated record. NCBI's taxonomy places the organism in Eukaryota, Fungi, Ascomycota, Leotiomycetes, Helotiales, Hyaloscyphaceae. The transcript has a single exon. The coding region runs from base 35 to 1543 and encodes 502 amino acids. Gene Ontology annotation, biological process: mitotic spindle elongation; vesicle-mediated transport. Gene Ontology annotation, cellular component: Golgi membrane.